Toxotes jaculatrix (banded archerfish) is the source of this 6238-nucleotide messenger RNA. RefSeq names its product ATP/GTP binding carboxypeptidase 1 (gene agtpbp1). Lineage: Eukaryota; Metazoa; Chordata; Actinopteri; Toxotidae. The transcript has 27 exons. Gene Ontology annotation, biological process: protein side chain deglutamylation; C-terminal protein deglutamylation; proteolysis. Gene Ontology annotation, molecular function: metallocarboxypeptidase activity; zinc ion binding. The record is from RefSeq and is a predicted model, not a curated record. Bases 149 to 3940 code for a protein of 1263 amino acids.
UCUGACAGUUGGGGCUGGUCUUAUCACAACAUCAACAGGGCGUUUCAGCAGUCCUUACACAUACACAGUGGCGUAGGAAUUGGUCCACCCUGAAUGGGACAACAGUUCCUUUCCAUACAGACGACAUGAAAUGUUGAUUUGGUAAAAAAUGAACAAACCCAAAAUGGCCACAGAGAAAGGUGUUCCCAGUAACUCCAGGGUCCUGAUGCUCCUGGGCCAGCUGGAGAGGAUGAGUGGAGAGGCCAUGGUGAAGGACGUCGAAACGGCCCGACAGAUCACUGCAAAGAUACUUCAUCUCAUUCAGACACAGGAGAAGAGUGGAAAAGAGGUGAUGUCCAAAGGCUCCAGUGGCAUGGAGGUCAUCCUGGCUUCACUGGAGAACACCCGGGAUGUCCAGACCACCUUGAACAUCCUGUACAUUCUCAGUGAGCUGCUGACUGUGGGCAGAGGUCGCAGGGUGGGAGUGUUCGUGUCUAAAGGAGGAACAGGAAUAUUAUUCCAGAUUCUGAUCACUGCCAGUAAAGAGUUGCCUCCCAGUGAAGAACUCAUGCUGCAGCUUCACUCACUGCUGGCCAAGGUUGGCCCGAAAGACAGAAAGUUUGGAGUGAAGGCGCGUUUGAGCGGAGCUCUGAACGUCACAGUCAACUUAAUGAAACAGAACCUACAGAAUACCAAACUGCUUCUGCCCUGCCUGCAGGUUCUCAGGGUUUACUCUACCAACUCGGUGAAUGCUAUUUCCUUGGGCAAGAACGGAGUGGUGGAGCUCAUGUUCAAGAUUGUUGCGCCUUACAGCAAGAAGAAUACCAGCCUGCUCAAGGUGGCUCUGGACGCACUGGGAGCUCUGCUCAAAUCCAAAACUAAUGCUCGCCGUGCAGUGGACGGCAGACAUGUGCCUGUCUUACUUGCUCUGUACCUGGAUUGGCAUCGCAAUGAUACGCGACAUCGCCAUAUGCUGAUUCGCAAAGGGUUUCUGGUCUGCCUCAGGAACAUCACCAACAUCAAGCUUGGCAGGAAGGCGUUCAUAGAAGCUGAUGGCAUGAGGAUCCUCUACAACUGCUCAACUGAGUGUCUCCCUGUGCGGACUCUGGAUCCUCUGGUCAACACUUCGAGUCUCAUCAUGAGGAAGUGUUUUCCUAAGAACCGUCUGCCUCUGCCCACCAUCAAAUCUGCUUUCCACUACCAGCUGCCACACAUACCUGCUGUAGGGCCUGUGGCACAGCUGUACAGCCAACCUCCUGGGGGAAGAACAUGUCAUCAUCUCAGCAACAAGCCCUUAAAGAAGGUGGAUGAUGUAGUGGAUGAAAGCGAUGAUAACGAGGAGACAGAGGCAGACACAGAGAACGAUACGGAGAACGAAGAGGAUGAGAAGGAUCAUCGCACUGCAAAUGAUGACAUAGAGACAGACCUAAACAAGCUACAUCCCAAAAAGAGCCCUAGCCGUCCAUUCGAGGAGUUGAGAGUCUACGAGAGAUUCUUUCUGGAGCUAUCUGAAGACUUUCAGGGCUAUAUCUUUGAAAGCUCAAAGAGUGCGUCUACCACAUCUUCAUCAUCAUCCUUCUCCUCAUCAGCUUCAAAUCGAACCACUCGGCCAAUCAUCGUACCCACAGCUCAAGCCCUGUCCCCAAAGCACGUCCUAAUACCAAGUUCUCAGGAGAGCUGUAAUCCAACCAAAGGACAACACCCUCAGCCAUCUCCCUCUGCUCCCACUCCUACUCUUCCAGCUCCUCUAACAUCUCUUGAACUGGACACCAUCCACCUCACCAAGGACCAAGACAAAAAAGAGCAGACCCACAUUCCUUCCCCGGAUGGACAUGCGACCUUGUCCCCCCUCACUAAGCCUCCCUCUCAAGGGCAGAGGAUAGAACAGGAACUAGCACAUGUGUUAGAGUGUGUCUCUCUAGAAGAGGAGGGGACUCUGAAUGCAGAAGAAGGAAUAAGGGGAGUCAAACAAGAAGGAUCUCCAGUCAAUGCCACAAGACACAUACAGUCUCCUCUGCUCUUGGGAGGUAUCGCAACACGUCGCGUGGGAGGAGGAGGCAGUAACUGGGGUUCAGAUUGUGGUUCAGAGGGUGCUGAGGAUGAAGGAGGGGAAGGAGCAGUUCUGGAGGUGCCGGACACGGCACUGCUCCUCUCGCUGCAUGACCCCGACCUUUACGUGGAGAUGGUGAAGGGAACACACUCUGUACCCCAGUAUGCUGAAGUGGCUUACCCAGACUACUUUGGCCAUGUAGCCCCAACAUUUAGGGAACCCCUUCUGGAGAGAGUUUAUGGUGUACAGAGGUCUAAGAUAUUCCAGGACAUUGAGAGGUUGAUUCAUCCUAAUGAUAUCCUGGAUAAAGUAGUUUACGACCUGGAUAUUCCCAGUUGUCCCGUGAUUGAAGACGAUGGUGAAUCACUGAAGUUCAACUCUCAGUUUGAGUCUGGCAACCUCAGGAAGGCAGUUCAAGUUAGGAAGUAUGAGUAUGACCUUGUGCUGAAUUCAGACAUCAACAGUAAUCACUACCACCAGUGGUUCUACUUUGAGGUGAGCGGCAUGCGUGUUGCCACACCCUACCGCUUCAACAUCAUCAACUGUGAGAAGUCAAACAGCCAGUUCAACUAUGGCAUGCAGGUGCUGAUGUACUCUGUGCAGGAGGCAAUUAGUGGCAGACCUCGCUGGGUGAGAACAGGAGCAGACAUCUGUUACUACAAGAAUCAUUUUGCAAGGAGCUCCAUUGCAGCUGGUGGUCAGAAAGGAAAGUCCUAUUAUACACUGACCUUCAGCACAACCUUCAGCCAUAAGGAUGAUGUCUGCUACUUUGCCUAUCAUUACCCUUAUACAUACUCCACUCUUAAGAUGCACUUGUCCAAACUGGAGGCUUUGAGAACCCCUCAGAUCUACCUGAGGCAGGAUGUCCUGUGUGAAAGCCUGGGGGGAAACAGCUGCCCCCUUCUUACCAUCACUGCCAUGCCGGAGUCCAACUCCAAUGAUCACAUUUGUCAAUUUAGAAAUCGUCCAUUGAUCUUCCUGUCGGCCAGAGUGCACCCUGGAGAGACCAACGCCAGCUGGGUAAUGAAGGGCACACUGGAGUUCCUGAUGGGCUCCAGCCCGCUGGCAGCCAGCCUGAGAGAGGCCUACAUCUUCAAAAUAGUCCCUAUGCUCAACCCUGAUGGAGUUGUAAAUGGAAAUCAUCGUUGUUCUCUGAGUGGAGAAGAUUUGAAUCGCCAGUGGCAGAACCCCAAUCCUGAGCUCCACCCUACCAUCUACCACACUAAGAGCCUGCUGCAGUACCUUGCACACAUACAAAGGGCACCACUGGUGUUCUGCGACUACCAUGGUCAUUCCAGAAAGAAGAAUGUGUUUAUGUACGGCUGCAGUGUGAAGGAGACCGUCUGGCAGUCCAAUAUCAGUGCUACAUCCAGCGACCUACAAGAGGACCUUGGAUACAGGGCACUUCCUAAGAUCCUCUCUCAGAUCGCCCCAGCCUUCAGCAUGGCGAGUUGCAGUUUUGUUGUAGAGCGUUCCAAAGAGUCGACUGCCCGCGUUGUUGUAUGGAGAGAGAUAGGAGUACAGCGCAGCUACACCAUGGAAAGCACGCUCUGUGGUUGUGACCAGGGCAAAUAUAAGGGCCUUCAGAUCGGCACCAGAGAGCUGGAGGAGAUGGGAGCUCAGUUCUGCGUGGCCCUGCUGAGGCUGAAGAGGCUGACGGGGCUCCGCAACCACCAACACCUGCUGGAUUUGGAGAGCGACAUCAUUGGGACACAGGCCAAAGUGGUCAGCAGCUGCCCCACUACCUAUGUGAUGGAGGAGGACGAGCCGUCCUUUAUGGAGGCGAUAGACUACAGUGCGGAGAGCAACGAUGAGGACGCUGACCCUGAAAACGAGCACGGCAACGAAGUCCACAAGAGUCCCGAUCACCUCGAGCAGCUGUCAGACUCUGAGACAAAUCACAGGGACUAACGCAGGUGUUCAUCUCCUCUGUACUGGGCAGUUUGAGCUUGUAACUAGCCAAUGCUUGGAUUGUUAGCUGAUCUCAAAUACAAAAAAAAGAAAUAACAGGUUAAAUAUUCAGAGCCACACUUCUUACUUCUACCAGUGAAUAAAUAGCUUAGAUUUACACCUGACCAUAUUAUAUAGAGACUUUAUGAUGGUAUGUACGCACUGCUCUUUUCCCAGAUGGAUUGGUUUUGCUGGCCUACUGUAGGCACCCAUGUUGCUGCUGAAGGUGCAUACUCUACCUGCCUUUCCUUCCAGAUAGGCUGAUACAAGCCCUCAGUAGGAAUCAACAUGGAUUUCAGUGAAUGUUUUCACCUUUUCCAGUCACCCUAUAACCUUCAUAAAAAUGUAACCCCUGACCUCAGACACCAUAUAGCCUCUGAGAUUCACACAUAGCUAGCCAGAGCAGUAAACAGCGGGCACCGCAGAUCCUUAACUUGAACCCUUGUCCACUUGCUAAUUUUUCACAGCCGAUCUUACAGCGACAAGGCUGUGGUAGAGUAAUAGAGCCAGUGGCUUCUGUAGGUACUGUUUUUGAACACCCCCCUCCCCCCACCUUACCUAUGACACUGUGUUUGAUUAAAACACUACUGGUGUUUGUUGCAAACUGGAUCUCCAACACUGACCAGCUUAGAGAUCCAACCAACCUGCCUUCUUGUUUCCUUUCCUUCUUCAGUCUCAUCCUUCACUUGAACUUUUUACUCCUUUUGUUGGUUUGGGCCUUCCCUCCGUCCUUCUUUCCUUCUUUCCUGACAAGCCAAGGUAUUGCUGUAUAAAUGGGAUGCAGGAAUAACCAAACAGCUCCAUAUCUUAGCUUAGCUGUUGGUUAACAUCACUCAUCCCAAGUAUCUCAUGUAGAAAAAGAUACUACACAGAUGUGACUACACUUGAGUUAUGACCUCACUUCCUCUCCUCUGUAACCCAUCCUUUUUCUGUCACAGUGCGUGUGGUCCGAUAACCCACGUGCUGUUUGCCUUGCUUUAUCCAAAACUGAAAUUAUUUAUAUCACUCAAAUGUAGAAUGUUCACGUCUUUAUUAAGACAAACCUUGUACAGUACAUGAAAUGCAGGUAUAAACACACACCACAAACUAACUAACACAGGUUUGGUUUAUGUUUCUUGGUCAGGCACAGCAGUAAAAUAUGAAGAAGGAAUAUAAAAUAUCCACGUGCACUGUUGGUGUUUUCAUAAUUUUUAAUAAUAGACAGUAUUACAAUGUUAGAUGAAGCAGUGAUGAACAAGAUGCAUGAGCUACAGAGUGCAGAAAACCCUUUUUGCACAAUAAACACCACACGCAAAACAAAGACAAACUGAAUGAGAGUAAAACAUCACUUGACAACAUGUCACAGUUUGCAAACCUCAACUUCAGUCACCUCAUUAGUUUUUAAGUUCUCAGAGCCCAGCUUAGAGCUGAUGGUAACAUUGCUGUGAUGUUUUAAAAAUUGUACUGGAAUUAUGAUUUCUUUGUAUCCUUUCCUCCAGUCUGUGUGUACAUUUUGUGAAUUUGCUUAGGAUAAACCCAUGCAUUAAAACAGAUGGUGCUUCGUAUUGAGAAUAUAAAGGAGUUUGUUUUUUUCUUUUUCUUUUUCUGUUCAUGGAGAUUGUCACGGUGAGUGUCUGUAGCAAUUGUACAGCUAGCGCAUGGCUAAUUUUUGGUUGUUUUUAUUUUGUAAUUUAUUAAAUAUUGUUUCUGGGAUGCAACCUGUAUGUAUAUGAAGCAUUUCAAAUGAGUGUAAGUGUGUGCGUGUGUGCAGGAGUUUAAGUUAUUCCAUUGUUCAGCUAAUGCUCUUACAGUGCGUUUCUUCUUUCAAUUUGAUUAUCCCCUCUUGCUCUCCUUCACUCUCCCCAGUCAUUUUCUUGCACUCUUCUUCCCUCUAAACCUCUGUCAUUCCUCUUUUUUCUGUCUUUCUCUCAGCUCUGCUUCCUUCUCAGAUUUUACUCACAAACGUCGUGUAAACCCUGGGCAGGGGGGGAUCUGUGUGUGUGUUUGUGUGUGUGUGUGUGUGUGUGUGUGUGUGUGUGUGUGUGUGUGUGUGUGAAGGACACAUGAUGUGUAAUGUAUGUGAAACGUAUGUGUUGGAAAGAUAUGAGAGUUGUGUGUGUUGUUAUUAUAUAGCAGUUUAUGCAGACACAGUGCUGGGCUACUUUAGUUUUUUGUUUGGAGGUAAACAGGCAGAAAUAGCAACUUACUUAAGUUGAUUGUAAUGCAGAAAAUUGAAGCUAAGAAGACAUGGGAAAUAAAACGUGAAUGUGGUAAACUGCC